This is a messenger RNA of Diutina rugosa, 2313 nucleotides long. RefSeq names its product Erb1p (gene ERB1). NCBI's taxonomy places the organism in Eukaryota, Fungi, Ascomycota, Pichiomycetes, Serinales, Debaryomycetaceae. Gene Ontology annotation, biological process: ribosome biogenesis; maturation of LSU-rRNA from tricistronic rRNA transcript (SSU-rRNA, 5.8S rRNA, LSU-rRNA). The coding region runs from base 1 to 2313 and encodes 770 amino acids. Gene Ontology annotation, cellular component: preribosome, large subunit precursor; PeBoW complex. The record is from RefSeq and is a predicted model, not a curated record. Gene Ontology annotation, molecular function: protein binding; ribonucleoprotein complex binding. The transcript has a single exon.
AUGGUCAAGGAGCAGCGGAAACGUAAGCAGGACGAAGUGGACGCUCCGCCUGCGGACGAAAUUGCCACUGUCGACAUUGCCGAAGACAGUUCUGAAGACGAAGCUGACGACGACUCCGAUGCCGAGGCCGAGGCGGCGUUGGAAGCGCUUAUAGGCGAGGAGGCCAGUGACGCCGAGCUGGUGGACACUGAUGACUUCAGCGACCCCGAAACCAUUGGUGAUGGGGUUUCUGGCAUCAAGCUUGUCCCCGAGGCUUCAGGUGAGCCCGAGAUCCACACCAAGUUCAGCGACGGCACCCCUCGUAUCAUCAAACCCGAGAUCGACCCCGUGUACGACCUGGACGACUCCGACGCGGAAAACUUCAACACCAUCGGCAACAUCCCCAUCUCUGCCUAUGAGGAGAUGCCCCACAUUGGUUACGACAUCAACGGGAAGCGGAUCAUGCGCCCGGCGAAGGGGCUGGCCCUCGAUCAGCUUUUGGAGCUGAUCGACUUGCCCGCCGGGUGGACGGGGCUUUUGGACCAAAACACGGGCGAGAGUCUCAAGCUUAACGACGACGAGUUGGAGCUUAUUAGAAAGAUCCAGGCGCAAGAGCUGACGGACGAAAACAUCAACCCUUACGAGCCGAUGAUCGAGUGGUUCACCGGUGGUGCUCCCGAAGUGAUGCCGCUUAUGGCCACCCCGGAACCGAAACGCCGGUUUGUCCCCUCUAAGCACGAAGCUAAGCGAGUGAUGAAGAUUGUGCGGGCGAUUAGAGAGGGUAAGAUUCUUACUCCCGACCAAGUGAAGGCACGCAAGGAACAAGAACAACAGGAACGCCUCCAGUUUGACUUGUGGAACGACGAAACUGACACUCCCAACACCCAUAUCAUGAACUUGAAGGCGCCGAAGAUGGCUCCUCCUACUCAUGAAGAGUCGUACAACCCUCCUGAAGAAUACUUGAUGACGGAAGAAGAACGCAAAAAAUGGGAAGAAACCGACCCUGCUGACCGCGAGCGUAAUUUCAUCCCGCAAAAGUACCUGGCGCUCCGUAAAGUGCCUCAAUACGGCGAGAGUGUGCGUGAACGGUUCGAGCGGUGCUUGGACCUCUACUUGGCUCCUCGUGUGCGUCACAAUCGUCUCAACAUCGACCCGGAACUGCUUAUUCCCGACUUGCCUCUGCCUAAGGAUUUGAGACCGUUCCCCAUCAAGUGUCUGACUGUCUACCAAGGCCACGACGGGCGCAUUCGGACCGUAUCCGUGGACCCGCUGGGCACCUGGCUUGCCACUGGCGGUGACGACGGUACUGUCAGAGUGUGGGAAGUGCUCACUGGCCGCCAAGUGUGGAAGGCUCAACUUGUCGACACUGAAGACUUGGGCGACAACCGCGUUGAGCUGGUGGAGUGGAACCCUGACGCUGCCACCAACGGUAUCCUUGCCGUGGCCGUUGCCGAGCUGGUGAUGCUUGUGGUUCCUCCUGUGUGGGGUUUCGACAUCGAAAACGCCGGUAAACUGAAGAUCGAAGCUGGGUGGGGUUACGACACCUUUGGCCAGACCAAGAAGGGUAACCUCGAUGUCACUGGCGACAACGACCUCGAAAGCGACGCUCCUAAGAAGGAAGUGGGCAAGUGGCAGGCGCCGCUGAAACGUCAAGCCCAGGACGGAGUUGCAGCCAUCAUCACCACCAAACACACCAUCAAGAAGCUUCUGUGGCACCGUCGUGGUGACUACUUUGUCACCGUGGCGCCGCUGGGGGCCAACUCGUCGGUGUUGGUCCACCAGGUGCUGAAGCACGUGUCGCAGCUGCCGUUCCGCAAGCUGAAGGGGAUCAUUCAAGAUGCUAAAUUCCACCCGUUCAAGCCUUUGUUGUUUGUGGCCCUGCAACGUACCAUCAGAGUCUACGACUUGGCACAACAGGUGAUGCUGAAGAAGUUGAUGCCGGGGGCGCGGUUGUUGAGUGGUAUUGAUAUCCACCCUCGUGGUGACCACUUGGUGGCGCUGUCAUACGAUAAGCGCGUGUUGUGGCACGACUUGGACUUGGGUGCUACCCCGUAUAAGACUUUGCGUUACCACGAUAAGGCCGUCCGUGGCGCUAAGUUCCACCGUGGCAAGUUGCCAUUGUUCGCCACUGCUGCUGAUGACGGGUCGUUGCACGUGUUCCACGCCACCGUCUACGAUGACUUGGUAACGAACCCGUUGUUGGUACCGCUUAAGAAGUUGACUGGCCACAAGGUGGUCAAUCUGAUCGGGGUGAUGGACUUGUGCUGGCACCCGAAGGAGGCGUGGUUGUUUUCUGCUGGCGCCGACGGCACCGCGCGGUUGUGGACUACGUAA